Aspergillus lentulus is the source of this 1401-nucleotide messenger RNA. Lineage: Eukaryota; Fungi; Ascomycota; Eurotiomycetes; Eurotiales; Aspergillaceae. The record is from RefSeq and is a predicted model, not a curated record.
AUGAUUUUGCCAUGCCUUAUGCCGUUUAUGGUAGCUCUUGCUACUACAGUUACCAGUCACUAUGACGAUCCAAUCAACAUAAAGUCACUUCUUGGUCCAUUUCUGUCUCCAGGCGCCCAGCUGUAUCUUCCAAGUGAUCCCGAAUACUAUGUGGUUAACGAAAGGUGGUCAAAUAUUGGAGCACCGUUGUAUGCUGCAGCUGUUCAACCUGCUACCGAGGAAGACGUCAGAAUCACGGUGAAAGUGGCCAGUGAGCAUGAUAUCCCUUUUCUGGCGACAGGAACUUCCCACAGCGUUAAGCCAGGACUGCCCGGCUACACUACGCUCCGAAAUGCGAUACACAUCGAUCUAAGUCUAUUGAAUGGAAUUUUAGUGGAUCCUGAAAGCAACACGAUGACAAUCGGGCCAGGUGUUACCAAUGAGAUGGUGUACAAAGCGCUGUAUGCGGCUAAGAGGGAAACACCAAUUGCCACCGAUCGUUGUAUCAGUACAUUGGGAACUAUGGUUGGCGGUGGACUAGGGAGUCUUCAAGGGGUCCGAGGGAUCUUGGCUGAUUCCCUUCUCUCUGCCCAUGUGGUGACCGCUGCCGGAGACCUAAUUACUGUUUCCAAAGACGACAACCCGGAUUUAUUUUGGGCCAUUCGGGGGGCAGGCCAGAAUUUUGGAAUCCUUGUUUCCGCAACGUUUCGAAUAUACGAGCAGACCAAUGGUGGCUUAAGCAUGUUUGGAGAUUUCAUUUUCCCGAAUAGCCAGAAUGCCUCUGUGUUUGAGCUUGUGGCGUCGCUGGACAAAGGCCUCGAAACCGGAAGGCUAACCAAGUCAGCCGGUUCUCACACUUCGACUUAUUGUUAUGGUGACGAGGCGUACGCUGCUCCCCAUCUCGCGAAAGUCAUGGCGCUGAACCCAGUUAAUUCGACAUGGGGGGUAAAAGAAUGGAAGACCUAUGGUGAUAGUACUGCCACUAUGUGCGACCCCGGUUGGAACGCCACACUCUACUCGUUGGGAUUGGAAAGAACGGAUGUGCAGACACUCUCCGAGGCAUGGACGAACUGGACCACCUUCUCUAUAGAGCGAGGCAUGUUCAACGGGUUUUGGAUGAUCGAAAGACACCCAGAGCAAAUUUCUGCUAGGCGUGCCCAAAGGAGAGCAGGGGGUGUAUCCCUGGAGAGAUACAAAGUUCUACAUUCCGAAGUACAUUCCGUCAUGGGCUCCAUCCGAGAUAAGCUCCAGGAUGUAAUGGGAUUCGAGCACCAGCAUGCGUAUGUCAAUGAGGCGUACGGCGACGAAGGCCCGGAGGUCUGGUCUGGGGCCCACAAUCUUCCUCGGUUGGUGGCCUUGAAACAACAGUGGGAUCCGAAAGGCCAAUUCGGAGCUGGGAUGCUCAUACCACUAAGCUUAUGA